This is a messenger RNA of Psammomys obesus (fat sand rat), 1277 nucleotides long. It is a transcript of the gene Ccdc59, whose product is annotated as coiled-coil domain containing 59. The record is from RefSeq and is a predicted model, not a curated record. NCBI's taxonomy places the organism in Eukaryota, Metazoa, Chordata, Mammalia, Rodentia, Muridae. Gene Ontology annotation, cellular component: nucleus. The transcript has 4 exons. The coding region runs from base 1 to 873 and encodes 290 amino acids.
AUGGCCGCGCGACGCCUCUCUCUUCCGGGAAGCUGCACGGGCCGAAGCAGUCGAACUCCGAGCAUGCGCUCACUGGGCGGUGGAUUGCUCCAGGCUGGUGACGUAUUACGUCGGCGUCCACUGUGGUUCUGCCAUCCCAGCCGGCGCAAGAUGGCGCCGGGGAGGCCGACAUCGAGGUGGAGCGCCGGAGGAUUGGCGGCGCCUGGGGAAGGGACGCCUCAGGUCGGAUUGGGGAAGCAGAAUGGGAAACGCAGGACCUGGCGCCCUAACCACCAUCAGGCCUUCCUGGGGAGCGUGCGCGAGGGACAAGGUUUUGCAUUUCGGAGAAAAUUGAAGAUCCAGCAAAGUUACAAGAAACUGCUGUGGAAGGUAAAGAAGGCACCAGUAUCCCAGGAAUCCCAGUUCACAGAUCACUACCCAGACCAUCUGAAACACCUCUAUCUAGCUGAAGAAGAGAGACUCAGGAAACAGCAAAGAAGGGUUGGCCAGCCUUUGUCAGAAGAACAAGCUGACCAGACUUUGUCUGAAGAAGGGGACAACACUGAACAUACUCUGUCAGAAGAACAGUCUAGUGUUUACCAGCCUCAGCCAGAACAGCUGAGUACAGUAAAUUCUGUGACUAGUCCAAAGAAAAAGAAAAAGAAAACUUCAAACCAAAAGGCACAAGAAGAGUAUCAACAAGUACAAGCAAAGCGUGCUGCUAAGAAAUUUGAAUUUGAAAUGCGAAAGCAAGAGAGAGAAGAAGCUCAAAGGCGCUACAAAAAGAAGAAAAUGGAAGCUUUCAAAAUACUGAGCAAAAAGACUAAAAAGGGCCAGCCUAACCUGAAUUUACAGAUGGAGUAUCUUCUUCAGAAAAUACAAGAAAACAGUUAAAGUAGACAUUUUGUCUUUAAGGAUUAAACUCCAACUGACUGUUGUGUCCUUUUGUCUGUGUAUCAGAAGCCUUCUACUAGUGAGCUAAACUUGUUGGCAUCAAAUGAAUUGGUGAAUUUUUUUUUUUAUAAAAGUUUCUGUAUAUAUUUUCUAUAAAGACUCUCUUUAUCAUGAAGCUAUUUAAAAAUCUUCAGUGGAAUUUGUAUGGAAUAAACUGUUUUGAAAUAGGAGAUCUGAGCUUACAGUGAAUCAUUUCAAUGAUGAGAACAUAUUUUUGUACAGUAAUCAACCAUAGUAUUUAAGGGGUUAAUUACUGGGUUGAAUGUGCAUCCUUGUAUUUGUUUGGCAGUUGCACUACCAAUAAACUACAUUGUAGUCCCUGGGAGCUUUGAGAAGGGUUUCUG